AUGGUGGUUUCCGAUGAGAGCCACCGCCUUCUUUCUCGAUCCUUUUCUAAUUUCAAGUCUUUGUUUUUUGAGGAAUCUGCUUAUGGAUUCGGGUAUGACUCUACUACUGAUAACUACAAUGGUAUUAGGAUUGACGUGUCUGGGGAUGAAAGCGCUAAUGAAAUUCUGGCAUUAAAGAGUGGUUCCUGGAGAAAAAUUGAUCCAACCUCAGGUAGGUCAGAUAGCUCUUUGUUGUCUAUUCGGGAACGUGCAUUUCAUUGGCUUGGUAUUUUAUCAAGGCUUUCCGUGGUUACGUUUAAUAUUUCAGAUGAAAUGUACGGAGAGAUAGCAUUGCCAGAGACCAUGUGCUUGCUCCCUUUAUUUAAAAUCAAGAUUGAUUUUGAUGUGGGCGCAUCAGUGUUGGGAGGAGAGCUUUGUGUUUAUUACACGGACGAGAGAAUUUUUAAUUUAUAG
This is a messenger RNA of Nicotiana attenuata, 453 nucleotides long. RefSeq lists its product as uncharacterized. The coding region runs from base 1 to 453 and encodes 150 amino acids. The record is from RefSeq and is a predicted model, not a curated record. The transcript has 2 exons. NCBI's taxonomy places the organism in Eukaryota, Viridiplantae, Streptophyta, Magnoliopsida, Solanales, Solanaceae.